This is a messenger RNA of Syngnathus acus (greater pipefish), 2562 nucleotides long. It is a transcript of the gene szl, whose product is annotated as sizzled. The record is from RefSeq and is a predicted model, not a curated record. Bases 1547 to 2398 code for a protein of 283 amino acids. NCBI's taxonomy places the organism in Eukaryota, Metazoa, Chordata, Actinopteri, Syngnathiformes, Syngnathidae. Gene Ontology annotation, molecular function: Wnt-protein binding. Gene Ontology annotation, biological process: canonical Wnt signaling pathway; non-canonical Wnt signaling pathway; negative regulation of canonical Wnt signaling pathway. The transcript has 4 exons.
GUUAAGUUAUAGAGUCUCUUAUAUGUUGGGAGGAGACAGCUUUUAUGUGAGCUCCCAAAUACCACCUUAGUCUUUUCUUCCACAACUGACUUUGAUGUGGCUUUCUUGGCCAAAAUAACACGGGGGGGGUGGAGGAAUUGAUGUCAAGCCUGACAAACUUUGUAUACAAAGUACAUUUACUUGCCUAAUAUGUGACAUUCAUUUUCAAACUUGCUUAUUUAAUCAAUUUAUAAUAAAAUAAAAUAAUGACAUUAGGUCAAGCUAAUGGAUGUGAUUUUCUGUAUUCCUAAAAUUACAAGGUCAUUCUUUUGAAAUGACAACUAAUUUGGACUGACCCCUAAUAAAGCAACUUCUUUCUCCUUCAGUUGUGAAAUAUUUUUCACCUAAAAUAAUUCAUUGAACUAACAUAGUUGGAAAAUUACAUUUCUUAUAUUUUCAUCUUUUGUAAUCCUAUUUGAUGCUCUUAAAACAGCAACUUGAGCUGGUCAUUUUACAACUUGAAUUAAAAUGGAGUCAUUUUUAAAACAUGCAUAAUGACACUCAUUACUGUGUUCAUUAGAAUACAUACUCGGGUCGAUUUUUUUCAAAUCUGUAAUAUUCCUUGAAGAAACCAAGAGUGAUCAACUAAUUUAUAGUAUUUUAGUUUCACCAGCAUUCUGCAAGUGUUUCUUCUUGAGUGCAGCAGUGCAUUAGCGAGACAGACAGGGUGUCUACAUGGCAGCCAUUAGGCCCAACAACACACCCCUGCUGGGCUGCCGGCAGGGGGAACGUGUUAAAUACGUGGAGCCAUUGUGCUCCCAAAUUGGUCUGUGUGACUAAUUGCCCAGUUAGCCCCCUUCUGACGGGCCGAGCUGGAACCGGCCGCCCAGUCAUCGACAGGGGCUGUAAAAGGGCGGCAGCAGACGGGCGGCGCUAGUCCGCUUUUAACGGGGGGGGCUCAAAUUAAAAGUCAAGUCCGAAUCAGUGGAGGGUGCAGGGGAUAGAGUCUGGCGGAAAGUCCAGAGGCAUCUAGAGACAGAUGACAUCAAACCAAAGCCAAAAUCCUAUUGUCAUUCUAUUGAUGGAUCACAAGGACAAAGUCAACACGGCUCAUCCGACAUUUUGUGAUGCGAUUUCGCAUUGGUCUUGUGUGUAUAUAUAUACACGUUGACAUUUAGGUUUUCCCACUGUUCGUUUUGGUGCAUACUUUUCCAUUUUGAAAUGGAAGUCCACAUUUAGCUGGUAAAUUUGCGGGUCAGGUUAUUUAUGUGAGAUGAGCAACAAAUCAAAAGCAAUUGAGCGUGUGUUUUCUCCCAAGCGGUGUGCCCACACGCUCCUUCUUUCAACUCCAUGAAAGCUGGGUCAUUGUGUCCCCCGGCUUCACACACGGGGGGGCUGCCCCCCCCCCCCUCCUGUCUGCAGCCAUGACAAAAAAGCCGUUGUCUCCAAACACAUCGUCUCGGCGUCUUUGAUAGCUACGUGAUAAGAGACUUAGAGACUGACGGGGCUGGCUCUCGCGUUGUAUAUAAAGCGGCCGGCGGCUUCCUCCGCCACAUCCGCUCUCGACAUGGCUACGCUCCUCUUCCUCGCCGCGACCCUCCUGGCCCCGCUGGAGGCCUUCGACUUGGGCCAGUCCACCCGAUGCGUGACCAUCCCCAACCAGAUGAAGGUGUGUCAAGACGUGGGCUACUCUGAGAUGCGGCUGCCCAACUUCUUGGGCCACAGUAACCUGGAGGGUGAAGUGGUACCCCGCUCUGAAGACUGGAGGCCCCUACUGCAGACUGGCUGCCACCCUCAAGCUCAGGCCUUCCUCUGCUCCCUCAUCGCUCCCGUCUGUCUGGACACGUUCAUCCAGCCCUGUCGGAGUCUGUGCGUGGCUGUGAGGGAGAGCUGCGCCCCCGUGCUGGCCUGCCAGGGGCACCCUUGGCCCCAAGCGCUCGACUGUGAUCGCUUCCCAACCGAAGAAGACACGUGCCUGUCUCCGCACGCCAAGUUCGGCCAUUUUCCUAAAGACUUACCCAAAGCAACUUGUCAAAAUUGUCCCAUGGUGGAAGAAGCUCCAGCUCUGAGAACAGUCCUGGAUGUUUUUUGCCAGCAUGACUUUGCUGUUACAGCAAAAUUUCACCACCGUCGCCGCCUCCUGACGGGCAAGCCCGCGUUUGAGGUCGAGGGCCGUGUUGAGUUCAUCCGCCAGGGCCCGCUGCUGCCCUAUGACACCCACCACCUGCUGCACCAGUGGCUACUCAUCAACCUGGGCUGCGCCAACACGCUGGCGCGACCCGGACGCUCGCAGCUCUACGUACUGACCGGCUCUGUGCGGCCCGACGGCACCCUCGAUAUCGCCCGCCUCUUCCCCUGGCACAAAAAGGACGCCAACAUCGCCGGGGCCACACGCAAGUGGAAGCAUCACAGAUGUUGAGCGUAAAUCUUCACGUGGAGCGUUUAGAGGGGAGGGGAGGGGAGAGGGUUCUCUGCUCCUAUAGCACACUGUAUUAGAAUGCACUCCAACCUGUACAUAUGUAUAAUGACUCAAGAUUUUAUUUUCUAUUUAAAAAGGAAAACAAUAAACUAUUAGAUACUGUU